AAAACAAGAGGAAGAUUGUGUAUUUUUACGUAAGUUAACCUCUCCUUAAUGAUCAUGGCGCUGAAGAUGCUGACAGCUGCUAGUUGCUUUGUGAAGGCCAUGUUGCGACCUUCUCCUCUCUGCCAUUCUUGGGAGAUUUUAUUUGGCCGUGAGACCUCACUGAGGAGCUUCUCUUUUAAACACGGUAUUCCUCCAUCAGCCAAGUAUGGUGGGCGACACACUGUGACUAUGAUUCCUGGGGAUGGCAUCGGGCCUGAACUUAUGCUGCAUGUUAAGACUGUGUUCAGACAUGCAUGUGUGCCUGUGGACUUCGAGGAGGUGAUAGUUAACUCCACUUCUGGUGAAGAGGACGUUCACAAUGCCAUCAUGGCAGUCCGUCGAAACUGCGUGGCCUUGAAGGGCAACAUCGAAACUGACCACAACCUGCCACCGUCUCACAAAUCCCGCAACAAUAUGUUUCGCACCACGCUGGAUCUCUAUGCCAACGUUAUCCAUUUUAAGAGUCUACCAGGAGUGGAGACAAGGCACAAGGAUGUUGACAUCUUAGUUGUUCGGGAAAACACAGAGGGUGAAUACAGCAACCUGGAGCAUGAGAGUGUGAAAGGAGUGAUCGAGAGCCUAAAGAUCAUUACCAAGGCCAGGUCUUUGCGCAUUGCUGAAUAUGCCUUCCAAUUGGCCCAGGAGAUGGGACGCAAGAGAGUGACGGUUGUGCACAAGGCCAACAUCAUGAAACUGGGAGAUGGUCUCUUCCUACAGUGUUGCAGAGAGGUGGCCUCCCGCUAUCCUCAGCUCACUUUCGAAGGCAUGAUUGUGGAUAACACCACCAUGCAGCUGGUAUCUCGGCCCCAGCAAUUCGAUGUAAUGGUGAUGCCCAAUCUUUAUGGCAACAUAGUCAACAACAUCUGUACAGGGUUGGUUGGGGGAGCAGGCCUCGUGCCUGGUGCAAACUAUGGCCAUACGUACGCAGUGUUUGAGACAGCCUCAAGGCAAUCAGGCAAGAAUUUAGCCAAUAAGAAUAUGGCCAACCCUACUGCCAUGCUUCUGGCAAGCUGCAUUUUGCUGGAUUACCUCAAGCUUCACUCCUAUGCCACCUCCAUUCGCAAUGCAGUCUUGGCGUCCAUGGAGAACAAAGAUGUCCACACUCCAGACAUCGGAGGUCAGAGUACCACAUCAGAUAUCAUUCAGAAUAUCACAAAUCACAUCAGUACUGUCAAUUAAAUGGUUAUGCCUUGCA
Molecule: messenger RNA, 1234 nt
Organism: Prionailurus viverrinus (fishing cat)
Lineage: Eukaryota; Metazoa; Chordata; Mammalia; Carnivora; Felidae
Product: isocitrate dehydrogenase [NAD] subunit gamma, mitochondrial-like
Exons: 1
Coding region: 49-1218 (389 amino acids)
Biological process (GO): tricarboxylic acid cycle; isocitrate metabolic process
Cellular component (GO): mitochondrion
Source: RefSeq, a predicted model, not a curated record